Messenger RNA from Carcharodon carcharias (great white shark), 603 nucleotides. Its product is annotated as melanocortin-2 receptor accessory protein 2-like. The transcript has 3 exons. Gene Ontology annotation, cellular component: plasma membrane; endoplasmic reticulum. The record is from RefSeq and is a predicted model, not a curated record. Gene Ontology annotation, molecular function: corticotropin hormone receptor binding; type 5 melanocortin receptor binding; signaling receptor regulator activity. Gene Ontology annotation, biological process: regulation of adenylate cyclase-activating G protein-coupled receptor signaling pathway; protein localization to plasma membrane. Bases 1 to 603 code for a protein of 200 amino acids. NCBI's taxonomy places the organism in Eukaryota, Metazoa, Chordata, Chondrichthyes, Lamniformes, Lamnidae.
AUGUCUGAAGUUAAUCCUGUUACAAACAAGACCACUGUCUCCAACAGUGAUUAUAUCUGGCGCUACGAGUAUUACGAUGAUGAGCCAGUUUCCUUUGAAGGACUGAAAGCACACAAGUACUCCAUUGUGAUCGGAUUUUGGGUGGGCCUGGCAGUCUUCGUCAUUUUUAUGUUUUUCGUGUUGACACUGCUGACAAAGACAGGAGCACCACAUCAAGAGAACGUGGACCUUCCUAGAAAACAACACAGAACAAAUAGCUUUGCUAUUAAUUAUAUCAUGUGCAAAUCAGACAAAGCCUUUUCCCACCCUGCAAAUGAAGAGUCCAGGUCUCUCUUUCAUUGCUAUGUUAAUGAGGUUGUACAAGUGGAAAGGAAACAAUUGGUAAGCAGUGUGUCUGCACCAGGGAACAGUAACCUUUCCACUCAAGAAAGAGGAGGGAGAAGUGACAACUCAGAUGAUCCUAUGACCGGCCUGAAUAAGUUCAACAUCCCAAACUUUGUGAGCUCAGAUCAAAGUUCCUCCCUGACUGAAGAUGAUCUACUGAUGUGCGAACAGCCAAUUAUUCAUGAAAGUAAGCCAGAUAGACUGCAGAAUAUACACUAA